Molecule: messenger RNA, 6516 nt
Organism: Prionailurus viverrinus (fishing cat)
Lineage: Eukaryota; Metazoa; Chordata; Mammalia; Carnivora; Felidae
Gene: GIGYF1
Product: GRB10 interacting GYF protein 1
Exons: 27
Coding region: 783-4103 (1106 amino acids)
Biological process (GO): insulin-like growth factor receptor signaling pathway
Molecular function (GO): protein binding
Source: RefSeq, a predicted model, not a curated record
CCGCGGACCCCGGCCCGCCGCCGGGCCCGGGGCAGGCCCGCCCCCGACGCCGAGGCGGCCGCGCCGAGCCUGCGAGAGCCAGAGCGAGAGCGCGGGCCGCCGGCACGGACCCUCCCGCGCCUCUGCCCAGGCCGCCGCAGCCGCCCGUUUCCCUGCUUCUCACACCGGGAACCACUUUUCCUCAGUUUGCCAGUCUGCGACCAGGACAGAAAGGUGAAGGCCGGAAGAGGAGAGCUGCCUUUGCCACUCCCUGGAAGGGAGGGAGGAAUCGUGGAGUCUUGGACUUGAUGGAAACCGUGGAGGCACUCUGGUCCGGCUUCCUCCCCAGCCAGUGAGGGAAGCCCUUGUGCAGCUCCCUGAGACCUCACCCACCCAUCCUUGCUCAGAACCGCCAGGGAUGCGCUGCCCCCUGAGAGCCUCUCCUGCUGUUCCUUAGGAGGACAGGUCGCUGCCACUGCCACUACUUCUGUCAACCUCAUUUUUACUUUAUGGAUCUUUCCCUGAUGUGAAGCUCCCUCCCUGGACACCACUGUAGUCAGGUCAGCGUCCUGUAGCUUGGAGACCUUGGUUCAUUCCAGCACAGGCCCCUGCCUGAAGAGAGCCCCGGCCCGGCCCUACCUGCUUCCUGGGGCAAGGCUGCCAAGUCUUCCCCCGUCGCGACAGUUCACUUAACUCAUGGUGUGAGUGGCACGUGGCUGGCUUAGGUGUUUGGAGAGUGAACGCCAGGUCCCCCCCCUUGUCCCUUCAGCCCCUCGGACCUUGAGGAUACACCUGGCUCCACAAUGGCAGCAGAGACCCUCAAUUUUGGGCCUGAGUGGCUGAGGGCCCUUUCCAGCGGUGGCAGUGUGGCCUCUCCACCCCCGUCCCCUGCCAUGCCCAAAUACAAGCUGGCUGACUAUCGCUACGGGCGAGAAGAGAUGCUGGCUCUCUACGUCAAGGAGAACAAGGUACCCGAUGAGCUGCAGGACAAGGAGUUUGCUGCGGUGCUGCAGGAGGAGCCACUGCAGCCCCUGGCGCUGGAGCCUUUGACUGAGGAGGAGCAGAGAAACUUCUCCCUGUCAGUGAACAGUGUGGCUGUGCUGAGGCUGAUGGGGAAGGGGGCCGGCCCCCCCCUAGGUGGCGCCUCCCGCGGCAGGGGCAGCACUCGGAGCCGAGGCCGAGGCCGUGGUGACAGUUGCUUUUACCAAAGAAGCAUCGAAGAAGGCGAAGGGGCCUUUGGUCGAAACCCCCGGGAGAUCCAGCGUAGCCAGAGUUGGGAUGACAGAGGCGAGAGAAGGUUUGAGAAGUCGGCCAGGAGGGAUGGAGCGCGAUCCGGGUUUGAGGAGGGAGGGGCUGGCCCGAGGAAGGAACAUGCCCGCUCAGAUAGCGAGAACUGGCGUUCUCUCCGAGAGGAGCAAGAGGAAGAGGAGGAAGGCAGUUGGAGACUUGGGGCAGGACCCCGGCGAGAUGGCGACCGCUGGCGCUCAGCCAGCCCCGGUGAGAUAGCGGUCCCCGCUCUGCUGGCUGGCGGGAACAUGGGGACCGGCGUCGCAAGUUUGAAUUUGAUAUUCGAGGGGAUCGAGGAGGGUGUGGUGAAGAGGAAGGGCGGGGUGGGGGAGGCAGCGCUCACCUGCGGAGGUGCCGAGGGCCUGACGGCUUUGAGGAGGACAAGGAUGGGCUCCCCGAAUGGUGCCUGGAUGACGAGGAUGAGGAGAUGGGCACCUUUGAUGCCUCUGGGGCCUUUCUGCCUCUCAAGGUUCCGUAACCCCGUGCAGAAGGGCCCCAAGGAGCCUAUUCCUGAGGAGCAGGAGCUCGACUUCCAGGGCCUGGAGGAAGAGGAGGAAGAACCUUCUGAAGCGCUAGAUGAGGCGGGCCCUGAGGCGGGAGGGAAGGAGCUGACCCCGCUGCCUCCCCAGGAGGAAAACUCCAGCUCCCCACCCCCACUGCCCACCUUGGGCCCGCUCUGGGGAACUAACGGGGAAGGCGACGAUGCUACAGAGAAAGACCUGCCGGCGACUGAAGACGAUAUGAGGGGGAUGCAGCUGAGUCCCGGGGUGGGCUCACCCCCUGGUCCACCCGGAGAUCUGGAGGAUGAUGAAGGCCUGAAGCACCUGCAGCAGGAGGCAGAGAAGCUGGUGGCCUCCCUGCAGGACAGCUCCCUGGAGGAAGAGCAGUUUACGGCUGCCAUGCAGGCCCAGGGUCUGCGCCACUCAGCAGCUGCCACUGCCCUCCCUCUCAGCCACGGUGCGGCCCGGAAGUGGUUCUACAAGGACCCACAGGGGGAGAUCCAAGGCCCCUUUACAACACAGGAGAUGGCGGAGUGGUUCCAGGCGGGCUAUUUUUCCAUGGCACUGCUUGUGAAGCGGGGCUGUGAUGAGGGCUUCCAGCCACUGGGUGAGGUGAUCAAGAUGUGGGGUCGCGUGCCCUUUGCCCCGGGACCCUCACCACCCCCACUGCUGGUGAGCACGUCCACCUGGAGAGGAGCAGGGCGGGGAAGCGGGAGCCAGACGGAUGGCGGCGGGUGGUGCGGAGCGAGACCAGGUCAGAGGCACAGAAGCGCUCUGGCCCCCACUCAGGGCAACAUGGACCAGGAGCGGCUGAAGAAGCAGCAGGAGCUGGCGGCCGCGGCCUUGUACCAGCAGCUGCAGCACCAGCAGUUUCUACAGCUGGUCGGCAGGUACGGGGGCCUUGAAGGCCUUGUGGGUCAGGCCGGGCGCCGGCUGUGUGGCCUCUCCCCGCUCGACACCAGUCUCCGUGUCUGCAGCCGGCAGCUCCCGCAGUGUGCGCUCCGGGAAAAGGCCGCUCUGGGGGACCUGACGCCGCCCCAGCAGCAGCUCACUGCGUUCCUACAGCAGCUCCAAGCUCUCAAACCGCCCAGAGGCGGGGACCAGAACCUGCUCCCGACCAUGAACCGGUCCUUGUCGGUGCCGGAUUCGGGCCCCCUCUGGGACAUACAUACCUCAGCCUCAUCACAGUCAGGCGGUGAGGCCAGUCUUUGGGACAUACCAAUUAACUCUUCGACUCAGGGUCCAAUUCUAGAACAACUCCAGCUGCAACACAAAUUCCAAGAGCGCAGAGAAGUGGAGCUCAGGGCAAAGCGGGAGGAGGAGGAGCGCAAGCGGCGGGAGGAGAAGCGCCGGCAGCAGCAGCAGCAGGAGGAGCAGAAGCGGCGGCAGGAAGAAGAGGAGCUGUUUCGGCGCAAGCAGGUGUGGCAGCAGGAGCUCCUGUUGAAGCUGCUGCAGCAGCAGCAGGCAGCGGCCGCCGUCCCGGCGUCCCCCGCACCCAGCUCCCCGCCACCGUUGUGGGCCGGCCUGGCCAAGCAGGGGCUGUCCAUGAAGACGCUGCUGGAGCUGCAGCUGGAGGGCGAGCGGCAGCUGCAUAAGCAGCCCCCACCUCGGGAGCCGUCGCGGGCCCAGGCCCCCAACCACCGUGUGCAGCUCGGGGGCCUGGGUGCUGCUCCUCUGAACCAGUGGGUGUCUGAGGCUGGGCCACUGUGGGGCGGGCCCGACAAGAGUGGGGGCAGCAGCGGUGGCCUGGGGCUCUGGGAGGACACCCUCAAGAGCAGCGGGAGCCUGGCCCGCAGCCUGGGCCUGAAGAACAGCCGGAGCAGCCCCUCUCUCAGUGACUCGUACAGCCACCUGUCAGGCCGGCCUGUGCGCAAAAAGACAGAGGAGGAAGAGAAGCUGCUGAAGCUGCUCCAGGGCAUCCCCAGGCCCCAGGACGGCUUCACCCAGUGGUGUGAGCAGAUGCUGCACACAUUGAGCACCACAGGCAGCCUGGACGUGCCCAUGGCUGUAGCGAUCCUCAAGGAGGUAGAAUCCCCCUACGAUGUCCACGAUUAUAUCCGGUCCUGCUUGGGGGACACGCUGGAAGCCAAAGAAUUUGCCAAACAGUUCCUGGAGCGGAGGGCCAAACAGAAAGCCAGCCAGCAGCGGCAGCAGGAGGCUUGGCUGAGCGGCGGCUCCCUGCAGACAGCCUUUCAGACCAACCACAGCACCAAACUUGGCCCUGGGGAGGGCAGCAAGGCCAAGAGGCGGGCUCUGAUGCUGCACUCGGAUCCCAGCAUCUUGGGGUACUCCCUGCACGGACCUUCUGGUGAGAUCGAGAGCGUGGAUGACUACUGACCAGCCCGUCCCACCAGCCCCUGGGCUGUAGGCCAGGGGCAGCAGCAGCGGCUUGGACCCUUGGGUCCCCAGCCUGCAGGCUCCCCACGGGAGCAUAGGAGGAAGCAGGGGCAGGGUCCCCAGCACUUGUUACAAACCACACGAUGCACCUUAACUCACCCACCACGAGGCACUUUACAGAUUGGGGGGGAAGGGUUUUUGGUUUUUUUGUUUUUUGGGUUUUUUUUUUGUUUUGUUUUUUCUUUUUUUAAAAAGCAUUUUAAACCGCAUUGAAGAAAACUGUUAGGAGAGACAAAAAAAAUUGUUAAAAACUAGACUCUAAGCACCCCUUCCCCCUGUAGGGACAGUGAGGGUGACAAUGGAAGGUCCACAGAGGUCUUUUGGGGUUUUUUUUUGUGUAUGUGUGUGUGUGUGUGUGUGUGUGUGUGUGUGUGUGUGUUUUGUUUUUUGUUUUUGUUUUUGUUUUUUAAGAAAAAAGAAAAUGGAAAAAAAAAAAGGUUAGGAGAUUUAAGGAAAAAAACACACUGUUAUUUUGGGGCAGUGGGGACACAAGGCCCCAUGGACCUGUCCUGCCUGGCCCCCAAGGCUGCACUUACCCUCCCUGCCCCGCAGAGUGGGCCAUUGGGGUAACUGGAAGCUGGGGUGCCAGCAGUUUGCACAGCGAGGCCCCCUCAGCCCCGCCGGCCGGACCCGCUGUGAACGGCUCCCUUUGUUGCUGUGACCGUGGCAGAGGUGUCCGUGGUGGGGGCCAAAGUAGCCCCUUGGCUUUGCUGCUUUAGGGGAAAGUUGCACAAAUGGGCCGGGCCGCCUCAGCUCUCUAGGCUGCCAUCCUGUGCUGGCUGACGGUGGGGAGGGGGAGAGGGCCAGCCGGUGCCAAUCUCUUCUGGCCGUCAGGGUGACGGAACUUCCACUCUGGCCCUGGUGAGGGGCUUCCCCCACUGCUGCCAUUUGGGGGGACGGCCUGGGUGUGAAGCUGAAAGCCUCAGCUCCCUGCCUUGCCACAUGAAUGUAUUCUUUGGGCCACAAGCCCCUGCUGCGCCUUCUGCCUCAACCCCGUGCGAGGUGGGAGUAGAGCAGUUCCUCCGGGAGCUGGAGAGAGAGGCACCACUUACUGACUGUUUUCUCCUGUGAAAGGGGCAAGAGGAGGGCCUAGGAGGCCAAGGGAGUGGGCAGCAUGGGGCUUCGGGUUGCAGUGUGGGGGCUGUCAGAAUGGAGCUCCCCCCGCCUGCAGCCAGCUGUGUGGGAAGUGGACCACCCAGCCCUGCUCUGAACCCCCCCCCCCCCCCCAUUGACCAAAUGGGAGAGGAGCCGGUGGCCUCUCCCCCUCCCUGCUCCCCUGAUGCGUUUUUAAUGUUGGGUAAGGUGUGGGGGUCAAGAAUAGAAGUGUUGUCUCUCCUGGGUCAGGGGAAGGCCACCCUUCUGUUGCUCACCAACUUCUCAUUCCCAAUCACCUGCCUGGGUUUGUCUCCAUUUGUGUGUGUUUUUUUCUUUUCUUUUCUUUUCUUUUUAACAGUUUGUUGUAUCUUUUGGGUUUCUCAUCUAACUUCUCCCAUUGACCUCAUUGCUCAGAGUGCAGUAUUAGGGCAGGAAUCUGCCACUGCCUCCCCUCCAUGAAUGUAUUUGUCCUUCCUGCCCUGGGGAAAUGGGGAGUGGCCCAUUUUCUUUCCCCAUCCAUUCUUAGACCACAUUUUUUUUGUUCUUUUUUUGUUUUGUUUUGUUUUGCACCAAAGUGGCAACUGGGUCAGUGUUGGGGGAUAAAGCUGGCCUCGGGGGUGGAGGGGCACCCUCCACCUGCUUCUCCCUGGUUUCAACAGUGUUAGCGUCCGUGAAAAGACAAUAUUCUCUCUAAAGCAAUAAGGGGGUGAUGGGCCAGGGGGAAAUGUCUUGCUGCUGCUGGCCCCCCAGCUCCCCCCUUCCUCACGCCAGUAUUUGGCGGCAUUAGAGGUGUCGGGGGAGUACUGUUGUGACUGAAUGUAACCGCCCCCACCCCUGCCGCAGCCAAUGCAGGGGAGGGGGGUGACACUCUUCCCUGUUUCUUCCUUCCCCUUCCCCCCAGCUAAAGAGACUUUGAACUUAGGGGGCCCUUGAGCCUGGAGAGGCCUUAACCCUGUGAGGAAGUGUAGGGGGGGCCCUCUCCCACCCCCAUCCCCUUCUGAGAGUGGUCAAUGUUUACAAGCCCCUGAGCCCCCCAGCCCAGGGACUCCACCCCCAUUGCUGUCCUUUCCCACCCGUCUUCCUGGGCCCCAGCUGCUCUCCCACCCUCCUGGGUUGGGGUGGGUGCAGGGGCUGUUCUGUAUCCCCUUGUCUGCCUUGGACCCACAAUCUCCCCCACCCUCACCCUGUGUGACUCCCCUCUCUUCUACCUGCCCCUGUAAAUAUUCCCCUCCCCCAAUAAAACUUGGUGUGUGUUCUC